CCUGCUCUCACAGCUUUGCCCUGCCGCCCGCUCACUCUCGCGUUUUUUCCGAGGUGCUACAGUCCUGGACUGAAGGCGGAGGGGGGAGGUUGAGUAGGUGGGCUCUGCCUGUGCAGAGCCGAGGCCGGUUUGUCCCGGCCACGGCUUAGUACUUUGCGGGUUCUCUCAGGUCGUCCUGACCGUUCUUCCCAACGGUUGAUUGGGAACAAUCGUUAAAGGCUUUUUUUUUUUUUUCUCCCUCACUUGCUCCGCCCUCUUCCGGUUCGGCCUCUAGUGGCCUCUAAGGGGAAGGGAAGAUGGCGGGGCUGUGCGAGAGCGCCGUGCGCACGCGCGAGCCCGAGUGCGCUCUUGUGCGUGCACGCGCAUGCGCGCGCUCCUGCGUUUAAGAAGCCGGAGUGUUGGGAGAUGAGCCGGGCAGUCAGUCAUCUGCGGGUGGUAGCGGACCGACUGUGCACCGACUCCCCACCUACCCUCGUCUGCCUUCUCCCUCAGCCUCCAUUCGUUCACUACAGGACCAGGCACCAAAGUUAAAACAAAAUGAAGAUUUUUUCUGAAUCUCAUAAAACAGUCUUUGUUGUGGAUCACUGCCCAUACAUGGCAGAAUCAUGUCGGCAGCAUGUGGAGUUUGAUAUGCUGGUGAAGAAUAGGACCCAAGGCAUCAUCCCUUUGGCCCCCAUCUCCAAAUCCUUGUGGACUUGCUCAGUAGAAUCGUCCAUGGAAUAUUGUAGAAUAAUGUAUGACAUAUUUCCUUUCAAAAAACUGGUUAAUUUCAUUGUGAGUGACUCGGGAGCACAUGUUUUAAAUUCAUGGACUCAAGAAGACCAAAACUUACAGGAGUUAGAUGAAGAAAAGGGCCAGAAGAGCUUGACCAGGGUCACACAGCUAAUGGCAGCACUAGCCACUGUGGGGCCUCCUAACCCUCGGGCAGAUCCAGAAUGCUGCAGCAUUCUGCAUGGUCUUGUUGCAGCAGUGGAAACCCUUUGCAAAAUUACCGAAUACCAACAUGAGGCUCGCACUUUACUCAUGGAGAAUGCAGAAAGAGUUGGGAAUAGAGGACGGAUAAUCUGCAUUACAAAUGCAAAAAGUGAUAGUCAUGUACGAAUGCUUGAAGACUGUGUCCAGGAAACAAUUCAUGAGCAUAACAAGCUUGCUGCAAAUUCAGAUCAUCUCAUGCAGAUUCAAAAAUGUGAGCUGGUCUUGAUUCACACCUACCCAGUUGGUGAAGAUAGCCUUGUGUCUGAUCGUCCUAAAAAAGAAUUGUCCCCAGUUUUGACCAGUGAAGUCCACAGUGUCCGAGCUGGGCGGCAUCUUGCUACCAAGUUGAAUGUUCUAGUACAGCAGCAUUUUGACUUGGCUUCAACAACCAUCACAAACAUUCCUAUGAAGGAAGAGCAGCAUGCCAACACAUCCGCCAACUAUGACGUGGAGCUACUUCAUCACAAAGAUGCACAUGUAGAUUUCCUGAGAAGUGGUGACAGCCACUCAGGGGGCAGCAGCAGAGAAGGGACAUUUAAAGAGACAGUAACCCUGAAGUGGUGCACACCCAGGACCAACAGCAUUGAAUUACACUAUUGCACUGGAGCUUACCGAAUUUCACCUGUUGAUGUAAAUAGUAGACCUUCUUCCUGCCUCACUAAUUUUCUCCUCAAUGGUCGAUCUGUGUUGCUGGAGCAGCCACGAAAGUCAGGUUCCAAAGUCAUCAGUCACAUGCUUAGCAGCCAUGGAGGAGAGAUCUUUUUGCAUGUCCUUAGCAGUUCUAGAUCCAUUCUAGAAGAUCCACCUUCAAUUAGUGAGGGCUGUGGAGGAAGAGUUACAGACUACCGGAUUACAGAUUUUGGUGAAUUUAUGAGGGAAAACAGGUUAACUCCUUUUCUAGACCCCAGAUAUAAAAUUGACGCAAGUCUAGAGACACCGUUGGAACGUGCAAAGGAUCAGUUAGAAAAGCACACCCGCUACUGGCCCAUGAUUAUUUCACAAACCACUAUUUUCAACAUGCAAGCGGUAGUUCCAUUAGCUGGUGUCAUUGUGAAAGAGUCUUUGACAGAAGAGGAUGUGUUAAACUGUCAAAAAACUAUAUACAACUUAGUUGAUAUGGAAAGGAAGAAUGAUCCUCUUCCUGUUUCUACAGUUGGUACCAGAGGAAAGGGACCUAAAAGAGAUGAACAGUACCGGAUCAUGUGGAAUGAACUAGAGACUCUUGUCAGAGCCCAUAUCAGCAACUCUGAGAAGCAUCAGAGAGUCCUGGAGUGUCUGAUGGCAUGUAGGAGCAAACCCCCAGAAGAGGAAGAGCGGAAGAAGCGAGGGAGGAAAAGGGAGGACAGGGAGGACAAGUCGGAACAAGCGGGGAAGGAGCACGGCAUGGAAAAGCCCCGGCCGGACGCAGACAGACUGAAAGGGAUUUUAGAACGAGGGAAAGAGGAGUUGGCUGAAGCAGAGGUCAUAAAGGACUCACCUGAUUCUCCAGAACCUCCAAACAAAAAGCCCCUUGUUGAAAUGGAUGAGACACAGCACAUGGAAAAGUCUAAAGGGCCAGUGUCCUUAUUAUCCUUGUGGAGUAACAGAAUAAACACUGCCAAUUCCAGAAAGCACCAGGAGUUUGCUGGGCGUUUGAACUCUGUCAAUAACAGAGCAGAGCUAUAUCAACACCUUAAGGAGGAAAAUGGUGAGGAGGUUGGACUGACUGGAGGACCCCGAACUUCAAUCCCUUUCUUAAAGUGCCCACGUUCUCCUGUUGUGAAUAGGAUGGAGACAACAGAAAAUGGGAAAGCCAGCCGCCAGUGAAGAAUGACUUGAGAAACUCAAUUUAGUAUAUUGCGAAAAAUAUUUUGGGCAGAAUUUGAUAUAAGUACUUUUACAGCAAGAUUGUAUAGCUAUGUUGCCUGGACUGGUUUUUACAUUUUUAAAGAAUUUCAGCAAAUUAUCUUUUUUGUACUAAUUCUGAGAUUGGCAGAGUCAAAAUAUAUACAUUGGAGAUUUGUCCUCCUAGACCACACAGUUUAUUUUAUGGUAAAAGGUGUUCCGUCUGGAAAUGUUUUUUAAAAAAUUCUUAGGCUUCUCUUUGCCAAAUAAAACUAUUAAAAUGUUUAAAAUGCAAA
Apodemus sylvaticus (European woodmouse) is the source of this 3095-nucleotide messenger RNA. RefSeq names its product integrator complex subunit 13 (gene Ints13). Gene Ontology annotation, cellular component: integrator complex. The transcript is spliced from 19 exons. The coding region runs from base 538 to 2781 and encodes 747 amino acids. The record is from RefSeq and is a predicted model, not a curated record. Lineage: Eukaryota; Metazoa; Chordata; Mammalia; Rodentia; Muridae. Gene Ontology annotation, biological process: centrosome localization; regulation of mitotic cell cycle.